Paramecium octaurelia is the source of this 4790-nucleotide messenger RNA. The record is from the annotation of a GenBank genome assembly. NCBI's taxonomy places the organism in Eukaryota, Ciliophora, Oligohymenophorea, Peniculida, Parameciidae.
AUGUUAAAUUCAAAUAAUGAGGCGCUUCUCAAACAAGUCAACAAAAACCAAACUCUCCUCAUCCAAAAAUUACAAGACGACAUCGAACUCCUCAACGAAGAAAUCGAAGCUUCCAAUCAACAAAUCGACACUCUCAAAUCCGAACAUCAUAUCUCAAUAUCAUAACAAUAAUCCAUCAUUGAAGAUCUCAGAACCGAAUGCUAGAACUAUCAACAAAAGAAUAUGGAACUCCAAUCCAAAUUCACCUAAUCUGUCUUACAAAAUCAAUUGCUUCAAACCAAGUAUGACAAAAAGAACAAAUAAUAUAAAGAUCAAAUCAUCGAACUCAAGCAACAAAUCAAAUUGAGUCAUCUCAAAAACUAGGAUUACCAAAGAGACAUUCUGGAGCUUCGCAAAUCCCUAGAUAAUAACAAACUGGAAAUCUGCUAACUCAUUGACAACUCCACCUUAUUAAACGAAUAAAAUAAAUAGCUAAAAGCUAAUUUGGAUCUUUAAUAAGUUGACUAUGAAAAUAAAAUAGAACAAUAUCAAAACUUAAUUCAAGACAAGGAUGAAGAAAUCACUCUAAUCAUUAAUGAAAACAGUGUGCUCAAUAGAAAUCUAGAAUAAAUGGAAAAAAAUGCCAACCUUUCUGAAAGUCUCCAUUCCCAAAUAUUCACGCUCCAAAAAGACAACCAGAACCUGAUAAUCCAACUAUCAGAUCUCCAAAAUCACAACACUCUUCUAAAAUAAUAGUUGUAAUUGCAAUCUUCAGAAAUACAAGUCUCAUCUUCUUCAUUACAAUUGUAAUUGUAAUCAGCUCCUCAAUAGCCAAGUCAAGAUGUGAUAAAUCGUAACACACAAAAAGAGAUAGUUCCAUUACAAAAAGAGAGUGACAUCCAAGAUCUUCAAUAAACUACUGAAGUCUAAAAUGUUUAGAUAACCUAAUCACAAUCAUUCAACGACGAUCUAUAAUUGCCUUACCAACAAGAAACCAAAAACAUAGAGAAGGACAAUCAAAAUUAGAUCAAUACUCUAAAAUCACAGAUAGCAAAACUUACAGAAGAAUUGAAGGAAUGUGAGUUAAAACAUGUUUAAGUUAAAUAAGUAUAAGAGAGCACCAUAUCAAAAUUAAAUCACGAUGUUAGAUUGUUGGAAUAAAAGAAUGAAGAUUUAAUUUUGCAUAACAACAAACUUAUUAAUGAAAUCAAGUAAAAUGAAUUAAUUCAACAGAAAGAAUCUACCAUUAUCUGCUAGAAGAUCUCAGAAUUUGAAAUUCAAUUACUGGAUUCACACCAUCAAAUUGAGGAUUUGAAUUAAGAAAAAUAAAAAUAAGAACGUGUUGUUGAAAAGAUGAAUAGUUAAAUGUAAGCAUCUAAAUAGAUCCAAUCGAAAUUAGAGGAAGACAUCACUAAAUAUCAAAACUUUCUUAUUUCCCAUCAUAAACAAUUGGAAGCUGUCACUUCUAAUGAAAGUUCUGACUCCAGUGAUUCAAGUGAAGAAACCAUUACAGAAAAACCAUAACAAUUAAAUUUUGAUGCACUCUGUACCAAAUUAACUGAGUAAAUUAGACUCGUCUAACUUAGACUAGAAAUUUAUGAAAAACAAAUUAAACAAUACAAACAAGAACUUCAUUCCAAAACUGUUGAAAUUCAAAAGCUAUUCAGUGAAAACUCAGAUUCUAAUCUCAAAGUCUAAAGAUUAUCAUAAUUGCAACCUAAAUUAGACAAUCAAGAAGCAAUUCUAAAAUAAAAGGAUCUAACCAUUGAAAAUCUUACAUAAUAAAUAGCUAACUAAUAAGCUUAACUAAAUGAAAAUGAAAACAAACUACAAUAAUUGGAGAUAGAAUGUGAAGCAUUGAAUAGAAAAAAUGUUGAACUCUCAAACUUAUAAAAUCAAAUUUGUAUUGAUCAUACUAUCAAAAAUGAUUUUUAGAUUUCAUCUAUUAAAGAGGAACCUAUGCAAAACUUAGAAUUGAUGAGUUCAGAAUUAACAUCAACUUCUAUUUUCGAUCAAAUAUUUUCUAAUAUCAACUAUCAGAUCCUACUAUUUACAGAAGAAAAUACUAAACAAGUUAAAUCAUCAUUAUCAAAUAAGAUUGAUCACUUGGAAAACAAUCUCUUAAGAACUAUAAAUAAAUAUUAAAAAUUAUAAGAGAUAAUAUAAAAGAAUUAUCAUAAUAUUCAAAACCUAAAUGAAUAAUCUUAGUAAACCCUAAUCUAAAAGGAAAACCUCUUUUAAAUAGAAAAUUAAAAACAAUAAAUACAAAAAUAGGCAUUGUUGGAAGAAGUACAUUAACAAACCACCCUUAUAAGUUAAUUAGAAAAUUAAUAGUAGAUUCUAUCACUAUAAUUACAGAAUUUAAAUCAAUAAAAUCAGGAUUAAAAACAAGUAAUCACUCAAUUAUAGCAAUUAGAUGAAAAAAAGAAACCUGAUGAUUUAUAAAAGGGAUCUAAUUAGACUAAGUUAGAGGAAUUAGAAUAAAGAAUUAUAAAUUAUGAAGCAGAUUUGAAGAAAGCAUAAGAAAAGAAUACUUAGUUAGAAGUAUAAGUAAAUGAUUUAAACAAUAAAGUACAAUCUAAACUAAAUACUAUAUACGAAUUGAGACAAGAGUUGGAUGGCCUAAAAAAUAAUUAGACUGGGAUGUAGUCGGACUCAUCUCAAUUAUAACAACAAUAAAAAUAGAUAUUAGAAUUAAUUUCGAAUAAUACAAAUUUAAAUCAAUAGAACUAAGAUGCUUAGCUUAGAUUGAGGGAAAUAGAGUCUUUAAAUUAGGAAUUAUAAGAUAGGUUCAAUUAGUUAUCUAAAUAAGGAGUAAGUUAAAAGGAAACGAUUAAUUAAUUACAACAAUAAAAUUAAAUGGAAGUCAAACAAAAUUUGACUUUGUUGUAACAAAUGGAUCCCUUAUAAAAAUAGAUUGAUCACUUAACAAGAGAUAACAGAAAGUUGUAAUAAUCAAAUAAUGAUUUUGAAAAAGCCUAUGGAAAAUUGCCAACUUAUGGUAGUCCUAGAAAAGUAUAAAAUUAGGAUUAGAGUCAAAUCAAGAAGUUAGAAGAUGAGAUACAACAAAUGUAAUAUAGGUUCUAACAAGAAAUUUAGGAGAAGAAUAUAGAAUAAAAAAAUUUUUAAAAGUAACAUGAAUAGCAAUUAGAAGAAGUUAGAGAGCUCAAGCUGAAUGAAAUAUAAAAAUUAGAAUAAAAUUGUGUCACUUUAAGCAAUUAAUUAAAACAAUAAUAAACAUUGAAUAACGAACUACUGCAAAGUAAUAGUUAGUUUGAAAGGGAUAACAGCAAAUUAAAUGAAGAGCUGGAAAAAUUAAUAAAGUAAUAGAAUUUACAAAAUCAAUCUCAAGAGAUUUUAUAAUAAAAAGAAUAAAUUAAUCAUGAAUGUAAAUAUAUUGAACUUAAUCAAACAAUAGGCAAUUUAUAAAAAAUAAUUGAUGAUUAAAAUUUAUAAUUAUUAAAUUCCAAGAAUCACACACUUGAUCUAGAAAAACAAAUUAAACAUUUUAAAGUAUAAAUUCAACAACUGGUUCAAGAAAAAGAAUACUUAUGCUAAAUUAAAGAUUCUAAUUAAUGUAAUGAAACUUAAACUAAAAAUUAGUAAAAUGAAGAAUUGGAUUCCUAAAAUUAGCCAAUAGAAUAGAAAAAAAAUGAAUAGUUUAUUGUAGAAUAAUUAAAUUAAGAUAAGUUAAUGUUUUAACAAUAAUAAAUAGAAUAAGGAGAAUUUAUAAAUGAAUAGAAAUAAGUCAUAGAAUAUUAGCAAGUUGAAGUUAAUAGGCUAACAAUUAUUGAAUCAGGAUGUGUACAAAAUAUUAGCAAAUUGUAAUCAAACUAGGCUGAAAAAUUAUUGCUAGUUUAAUACUAACAAUUUUUGGUAGAAUUAAAAUAGAAGUAAUAAUAAAUUGAAGGUAAAGAUAUAGAAAUUCAUGAUUUAAAAUAGAAGCUAGAUAACAAUUUAUAAUUAAAUAAUGAAUUAGAAUAAAAUUUAAAGGAUAAAUAAACACUAAUUAUAGCUUUAGAGAACGAAAUAAAAGAACUAGAAUAUGUAAAUCAAACAUAAUUACAGAAGAUUACUGAAUUAAAUGAGGAUUUUUAAAGAUCUUUAGAGUAGGCUAAAGAGCAAAAGUAAACUCUCACUAAUUAAAGUGAAUAGAAUGCAUUAUUAGAGAGCAAGUGCACUUAAAUGGAGCAGAAUGUUAUCAAAAUUGAAACACAAAAUAAUAGUUUAAUAUAAAUAAAUCAGCAGUUAGAAUCAACUUUAGAGCAACAGCAGCAGGUUAAUGCAUAGAUUAUUUAGAAGCAAGAAUAAUCAUUCUAGACACAAUUAGAUAGAUUGAACAUACGGCUUCAGGACCAAUUAGAUUAGGUUAAAUUGCUUCAGCAGGAGAAUGGAGAGUAUAAGUAGGAGAUAGAGAAAAUAAGGAAUGAUUAAAAGCAAUGGGAGAAGAAUAAAUACAAUGAAUUAGUGUAAGUGAAAAUAGAGAGUGAGGGACAAAUAUUAAAAUUGAUGGAUUAGAUUAGUAAGGCAGAAGGGCUGAAUGAAUAGCAUUAAAAUGAGAUUUUAGAAAUGGAUAAUGUAAUUAAGAAAUUAAUAUAAGAGAAGGAUAAGAUUAUAAAUAAUGAUAUGAUUGAAUAAUUGUAAAUAAAAAUAAAAAGUAAGGAAUUUAUUUAAUUUUUAUAGUGAAUGAGGAAUAAAUAGAGAGAUUACUUAUGACUAAUAAGGCCUUAAUGGAGGAGAAUGCUCAUCUUCAAGAGUAGAUUAAGGAUGAUUUAAACUCUAGUUUUUGCAGUAAUGCUUCAUAAAAGUGA